UGUCAUUAAUUUUAUACUUUCGAGGCUAAUUUUCAAAAUUAAAAGUUAUGACAUAUCGACGUUAUUAUCCUGGUUUAAUACUAGAUGAUCAUGAAUUUACCACCCCGACUAAAAUGAUUAAAAAAAAAGAGGACAUGAAACGUUGGGAAGCAUCGCCAGCAUAUAAAGAUAUAUUCGAAUUUAUCUGUAACGUGAAUAAUUAUAUCAGAGGGAAGACCAAUUCAAUGGGCAGUGAAAAUGCUUCAGAAUGUGUUGAUAAAAUUUACAGUAUGUUGGAUACUCUUGAUGAAUGGAUAGAUGAAAUUCCUCCGGUCAAAGAUAAACGCUUUUCAACUGAAGCAUACAGAGACUGGCAUGCAAGACUUCAAAGAGAAGCUGUGCUGCUGAUAGCAGAUAUGUUACCGCAUUAUUUAUUUAGGGCAUUACUAGAAAUAGAAAAGUAUUUCGUAAACGCAUUCGGAAAUUCUAAUCGAAUUUACUAUGGAACUGAACACGAACUGACUUUCAUUAUGUUUUUACUUGCACUUUUCAAAAUUGGUUAUUUAGACAUUGAUGAUCUAGUACCAGCAGCUUGCAAAAUAUUCGUCAGGUACUUACAUUUAGUGAGAAAACUACAAGUAACUUAUAAUAUGGAGACCGCAGGAUGUCGUGGUUUUUGGCGCUUAGAUGACUACCAAUUUGUUCCUUUUAUAUGGGGCAGCUCUCAAUUCAUAAAAAAUGAUUCUUGGGAUCCUACUUGUUUUCUGAAACAAAAAAUAGUUGAUGAAUACGCAUACGAUUACAUGUUUCUUAGUUGCGUCCAAUAUAUCAAUAUAGUGAAGAGUGGACAAUUUAUUCAACAUUCUUAUCAACUAUGGAGCAUCAGCGCCGUAUCCAGUUGGACGAACAUUAAUGAAGGUCUUUUGAAAAUGUAUAAAGAUGAGGUUUUGUCCAGAUUUCCUCUUGUCCAACACAUUUACUUUGGUUCAUUAUUUACCUUGGAUCCGUUACCAAAUCGGGUGAUUCCUCGACGAAAGACCAGCUUUUAUGAACUCAACCAGCUUCCAUCAAAUAUGAACUACUGCGAUCCCGAUUCUUCUGACUUUUCUGCUUCUAUUGAAAUGUCCUCUGCGGAAAGCGGUCCCUCAUCAAUUGACCCUACAACUAGUGAAACUUACAAGGAAAUAGAAGAAUUUGAUUUUACUCUCAGACUACCAUCUGAUGCUAAUAUUACAAAAACUAAUUCAAAAAUAUCUAGUGACUUAAAGAGUAAUAAACGAGACGACAAAAAUGUUGAUAUCGAGAGUUCUAUCAAAGAUUGAACAAUACAAUUUGAUUUGAAUAUAUUUAUUUAUAUGACCCCAUAUUCUAAAUGAAAAGUAU
This is a messenger RNA of Diorhabda sublineata, 1362 nucleotides long. RefSeq names its product serine/threonine-protein phosphatase 2A activator-like. Gene Ontology annotation, biological process: mitotic spindle organization. The transcript has 7 exons. The record is from RefSeq and is a predicted model, not a curated record. The coding region runs from base 48 to 1301 and encodes 417 amino acids. Gene Ontology annotation, cellular component: cytoplasm; protein phosphatase type 2A complex; nucleus. NCBI's taxonomy places the organism in Eukaryota, Metazoa, Arthropoda, Insecta, Coleoptera, Chrysomelidae. Gene Ontology annotation, molecular function: protein tyrosine phosphatase activator activity; peptidyl-prolyl cis-trans isomerase activity.